AUGGAAAUUGUGCCCGAGUUGUCAACGGUGGAGAAUGCGGGAUGCGAAGAAGAAGCAGAAGAAGCGGGAAAGCCUAUUGAGCUGAAUGCAUCAAUGCUGACGUCAGGCGGUGGACAAAGCGGACCGAGGAGGAUCUCGCGAGGAGAUCGAUCUCCUCAUGUUCGGCCUCGUUCACGCAAUCACACACUUAUGAACAAUCCACCACCGCCAGCUGUCCAUAUUCGAACCCAUGACAUGAUCUCUCCGGAUGAGCGGCGCUUUCUCGAGGCCGCUGAAAGGGGAGAUAAACCAUCGAUUAUGGCAUGUCUUACACAGAGAGAUGCUGGAUUGAAUGUAAAUGUGCUUGAUUCGAUGGGAAGAUCAGCAAUCGAGAUCGCUGUCGAUAAUGAGAAUAUCGAGAUUGUUGAGCUUCUUUUACAACAACCAAGUAUUCGAGUUGGCAAUUCGUUGCUGUGCGCUAUUCGAGAAGGAGUUUAUCGUUUGGUGGAGAUGCUAGUCAAUCAUCAUUCGAUCACAAAAGAGAUGCUCGGUGAAGGAUGGACACAAUAUCUUGACCCGGGAGAAGCCGCAUCAGCUGAAUACUCUAGCGAUAUCUCGCCGGUAAUCCUUGCCGCUCAGCUGAAUCAAUUCGAGAUCCUGCAAAUGCUUCUUCGAAAAGAUGCCACUAUUGAGACUCCACACAAAUACAAUUGUAUUUGCGAGAGUUGUGAUCGAGAACGCUUAAACGAUUCGCUACAAUAUUCAUUGAAACGGAUUAACACCUAUCGAGCAUUAGCUAGUCCGGCUUGGAUGAGUUUGACAAGUCCUGAUCCCAUUUUUUCCGCGUUUCGUUUGAGUUGGGAAUUGCAGCAAUUGAGCGAGAUCGAGCACGAGUUCAAAGAUACUUAUCUCAAGCUCGCUGAACAAUGCAAGCAAUUCGCUUGUGAUCUACUGAGUCAAUGUCGAAGUAGUGAAGAGGUGAUUGCGAUUCUGAAUAAAGAUGUGGCCACACACGAUGAGAAUAUCGAUGUCUGGGCCUCGAAACUUUCCCUUUCACGUCUUAAACUUGCCAUCAAGUAUCAACAGAAAGCGUUUGUCUCUCAUCCACACUGCCAACAAUUGUUGACAUCGAUUUGGUAUGAGGGAUUUCCGGGACGACAACAGCGUGGCUCUUUAUGGAAUUGGCUCAUCUGCAUUCUGUUGAUUUUACUCUGGCCUGCACUCGCCAUUUGCUAUAUCUUGAUGCCAAAAAGUCGUGUCGGUCGAAUCGUUCGCUCUCCAUUUAUGAAAUUUCUUUACUAUUCGAUUUCUUUCGGUUGUUUCCUUCUUUUACUCACCUUGGCAACCUUUGAGGAUUACCGAAGUGAACAGUUGACGUCAAAUUCGAGAGCUUCCGAUCGUGGUCCAUCAGCGACAAUGAUUGAAACCCUCGUCGUUUGCUGGGUUUUUGGCAUGUUAUGGUCGGAAAUCAAGCAAUUAUGGGAAGAAGGUUUUUCGAAAUACGUUUAUCAAUGGUGGAACUGGCUUGAUUUCAUCAUGAUUUGCCUCUACCUGUGCACGAUUUCGCUAAGAGUUUCCGCUUAUUUCAUCUAUCAUUGGAGUAAAGAUCGUUUCAUUUUGCGAACAUAUUGGGAUGGAAAUGAGCCAAUGUUAUUGGCUGAGGCAUUAUUUGCUGUCGGAAAUGUGUUCUCUUUUGCACGAAUUAUCUAUCUUUUUCAAACAAAUCCCUAUCUUGGACCUUUGCAAAUUUCUCUUGGCUGUAUGCUGGUUGAUGUAGCGAAAUUCUGUUUCAUUUUCAUUCUCAUCAUCAGCAGUUUCUCAAUUGGACUUGCUCAACUAUAUUGGUAUUAUCGAUUACCGGUUUGUUUGGGAGACGAGUGUCGAGAAGACCCAAAUGUUUUCAGCUCAAUCUACGACUCAUACUUAACUCUCUUGUGGUCAGUGUUCUCGAUUACAAAGGUUGAGGACACGACCGUCGUCGAGGCUCAUCAUUUAACUCAACUUUUUGGUCGCGCUCUUUUCAUCAUUUAUCAUAUGACAUCGAUUAUCGUACUCCUUAAUAUGUUGAUCGCUAUGAUGAGCUCAACAUUUCAAACAAUUAAUGAUCACGCUGAUUUGGAGUGGAAAUUUCAUCGAACGAAGCUGUGGAUGGCUCAUUUCGACGAAGGCUCUUCUCUCCCGCCACCAUUCAACAUUGUUGUCACUCCAAAAGCAAUUCUCUACUUUCUUUGCUCUUUUUGGAACACAGUUCGAUGGCUUUUCGGGAACUAUCAAUACACGAAGAGUCGAAGUCGGGCAACGAUUCGGCGUCCCGGCUACUCACGGCGACAAAACGCGCGAGAGCAAAAGAAAGAUGGACUCGAUUUGGAUAAGCCGCUUACUUAUGCUGAUAUUAUACAAAGACUUGUCGCUAGAUUCAUUCAUCAAACGAAGAAAGAUAUGAAAAUGGAUGGAGUGAAUGAGGAUGAUUUAUUAGAGAUCAAGCAAGAUAUCUCAUCAUUGAGAUAUGAGCUACGGGAUGAUCGCCGACGCGAGAUCGUGCGCUCCUCGUCGCAUAUUGAUGCUGUAAAGCGAGAGCUGAUGCGAACAAUGUCCAGUACAACAAGGAAGCCACGAAUGACUCUCGGGGUGACCCCCGAAGAGAGUGUUGUGCCCAAAAGGCACGAGUUCUUCAUGCUUCGUAUGUGGCCUCGAAGUUUCCGACAUCGACGCCCAAAAGCCUCGGUUACUGAAGAGGGUGAUGGGAUGAGCGAUGAGGAAAGCACCAACGACAGUAAUUCCCUUCUUUUCACACCAUCCGGCAAGGAAACGUUCGUCUUGCCCGAGAUCACGAAAACAGAUUUAGAGCAAGGAGAUUUGCUAAAACAUCCGCGAAAACAGGCUCUCUGCAAGACGGAUACAUCGAUAUCCUAUUCUGGGGCUUCUGCUUCAGAUCCACGUUUCUCUAGAUCAAUGAUCACCGAUCGUCCGUGUGCUGUGCAACUUGAGAAAUCGCAUAGUGUCAGUCCGAAGAGUGUGCUGCGUUAUCGAACAUCGAAAACUUCUUCUCGAGCCUCGUCAGCCGAUAAAGCGAAAGAAAUUGCGGGAGAUGAGGUGAAAAAAGUGGAUGGGAAAGAUGGAGAGGCGAUACCACCACCAUCGACAACACCCCAGCAAUCGAUCACUGGGAAUCAUUUGGCUCUUGACGCUGUUCAGCGUAUCCGCACGGAUUUGAACGCAAAGCUCGACCAGUUGAUCGCUCAAAUGACCCCAACGGCCAGCGAUAUUAUGCCACCGCGAGUCGGAUUCCAUCAGAUU
This is a messenger RNA of Mesorhabditis belari, 3276 nucleotides long. NCBI's taxonomy places the organism in Eukaryota, Metazoa, Nematoda, Chromadorea, Rhabditida, Rhabditidae. The record is from the annotation of a GenBank genome assembly.